Molecule: messenger RNA, 2663 nt
Organism: Diachasmimorpha longicaudata
Lineage: Eukaryota; Metazoa; Arthropoda; Insecta; Hymenoptera; Braconidae
Product: odorant receptor 67c-like
Exons: 6
Coding region: 16-1221 (401 amino acids)
Biological process (GO): detection of chemical stimulus involved in sensory perception of smell; sensory perception of smell
Cellular component (GO): plasma membrane
Molecular function (GO): olfactory receptor activity; odorant binding
Source: RefSeq, a predicted model, not a curated record
UUACUCAUCCUAACGAUGAGAGUCAAAUGUGUGGAAAGCUAUCGUCUAUCGAGAGGAGCGAGCGUAUCAGUGAGCGAGGAGAACAUAUCUUGUUAUGCGAAACAUCGGGACAUGACGCCGAUAAGAAUUUAUCGUAUUUUGAAAUUUUUCGGUAGAUUGAGCUGCACGUGGCCACCGGAGUAUAAUGACAGUAAAUUGCGGAGGCUAGCAAAUGAUCUGCAAUUUAUCUUCAUGAUGACAAAUGUCAUCGUACUUCUGGUGCCACUGGUGUGCGGUGUUUAUCAAAAUCGUCAUCACGUCGCCACCACGAUGAAGGCCCUUUCGGAGUUAACGGCUCUUGGUGAUGUCUUGUUCAAUCUUAUUCUGUGCAGAGUGCAACGGGAUCGUUUACGGGAAUUAUUAGUAGAAGUGAAAAACUACGCCCACAAAAUUGAAGGAGACGAAAAGGAAGUAUUUCACCGAAGUGUCAACCAGUACCUACCAUUUUGCACAUUCGUUGGACUAUCAUAUCUCCAAACUGCUAUUGCAUUUUCCUUCGGGCCCCUCGUUAUGUCAUCAAUACUCCCUGCCGAUACUUGGUAUCCAUUUCCCAUCGAAAUAUUUUCCAUCGUAUACUUUCUCGUUUAUAUCCAACAAGUCGUUGCUAUUAUACAAACGGGUAUGUGUAUCACCGUGGAUUUCAUGGUUGCAUAUCUGCUGAGCUAUCUGUCAGCCAGAUUACAAACACUGAAUGUUGAAUUUCGAAGAGUUGGAAAUCGGAGACAUCUCCAUGACUGCAUCAAACAACAUCUGGAUUUCAUAAGAUUUACAGGGGAACUUCGCUUGGCCGUUCGAUUUAUCAUUCUUAAGGGGAUUGUCACCAUGGCCAUGGCUGCCAUUUUUGGGGUUUUUCCCAUCAUUGAGAAUGAACCUCUGCCCGUUAUUUCUCAAUUUAUCCUCAUGGUAAUCGGGGGUUGUCUACGACUCUACGUCAGUGCCUGGCCAGCGGAUGACGUCCGUGAGAUGAGUGAACGAAUUGGGUGGUCAAGUUAUGCAUCUCCCUGGAUCGGAAGCUCACGAGAGAUGCAGAGGACUAUCAGUAUUGUUGUUCAUCGAGCUCACCGACCACUCGUCAUUGCGGUUCACGGAGUUCUUCCUGCAUUAACUUUGAAGUUUUAUGCAUCUUUUUUGUCGGCGACCCUUUCGUACUUCAUGACCCUUCGAGCUGUACUAGGCAACUAAACUCUCCAUCUUCAUAGAAUAUAUAUUCGUCCUUUCCAUAUUAUCAAUAUUGAUGAAUAUUUCCAUUCAGUGAAUAAUGGUGAUGAUGAUGUAAUUUGCACAUUAGACAUGAUAAUAUUUUGGUAACUUUUGAGAAUGAGAGGAAAUUCGAAACAACUUUUAUUAAAAGGGGCAGGGGAAUAUUUUUUAUUACUUGCACUAGAAUUGUUACUAAAAAAUAUCUUUUUGCAAUGAGAGGAAAAGUUAAUGACGCGGCUCACACGGCUCCGGUGAUCAGUAAAAGAUAUUUCUAUUGGUUCCUUUUUAUUAUAAAGAAAACAACAGACAUACCCGCACCAUCAUGAGUUAUAGUUUCUCCGGAUUUCUCCAUUAAUCAUAGCGAAGCCGCAAAAAUUCUAAAAAAUGAACAUUUUAUACAUUUACUUUAUAUUAAAUCCAUCAAUCAUCGGCGAUACUAGACACCUAAUAGAACGACCUUGACCGUUAGUGACUUUUAUCACUGAAAUUAGGGGAAUUAAUGAUAAUAGCUCUGAAUUGCUUGGCAUGAAUGAACGACCCCUUCGUUCCCCCCAAAGUGUGAAUCGAGUUACAAUUGAAUGAUGUAUCGAUUACGAUGGAGUCAGCCUUUUGUUUGACAUGAAUGAAUUUGUUUCUCUCUGUCUGCCAUUAAAAACCAUCCACCCCUUCAAUAAAUUCUCCCAUUUACAACAAUGUCAGUGAAAUUUGCUGGCAUAACUCAAUUUCCCAUUUUCGAGUCAUUAAUAAUUGUGAAUAAAAUCUGAAAAUCGUUCACAUGUCAUUGAAAAUUGAAAUUCGCUUGUCUCUGGGACCGAUGAGUACUCACUAAAAUAAUAUUAAAAUAUUUAAAUUAAUUUUUUAACAUGAUCAGAAAUAAACGAUUCGUGUAAACUAUAUUUACUCGUCACAAUUUGAGGUAUGUGAGUAUUUCCAUAAGGUAUGGUAAAGCCAAAUAAUUUUUUUGCAGCUAGUAAAUACACUUCGCAGAAGUUUUUUUUUUCAAUGCACACUCUUGUCUGAUGGAAAAAUUCGUAGAGAAUUCCAGAUGGAAUCCGCACCCUGACGAAAUAACAUGGCCUGGACUUUUUAUUAGAAAGCAAAUGAAAUUGGGAAAAAUUUCUCCUUUUUUAAACAUUUAUGUAGAGAAAUUGGAACCAGCACGAGAAGCAGUGUUAGAUCAAUACGAGGAUAAUACGAUUGACCAACGCGCACCCAAGCGAGCCGCGUCCCCUUUUUUGCUUCACUUCCUCACUUCCAGCUGAAUAAUUGAGUGUUGUAACAGGAUCAAUUGGGAAUCGAUUGGAACAAUGCGAGGAGACAAAAAAGGACAGGCCACAAAUUUGGUCAACGGGUAUAUAAACGUCUGUCAUGUGACCAAUGGAUCCAGUGUACGAUCGAGUCUGACAGAGUUACUGUAUCAAAUU